GGGGCCUAAAGUGCCUAUGCCCUUCAGCUGGCUUCCUACAAAAAGUUCUGCGAAACAGAACAGGGAUGGCAGGUGAUUCAACCCUGCUGGCUGCUGUCUCCCUUCUCUCUGCCUGUCAGCAAAUUUAUUUUGCUUUGCAUGUUGGACGAGCAAGGUUAAAAUACAAGAUUACGCCCCCUGCAGUCACUGGGUCCCUGGAAUUUGAGAGAAUAUUUCGUGCGCAUCAAAAUUCCUUGGAGUUUUAUUCUGUAUUCAUCAUAACCCUGUGGAUGGCUGGAUGGUAUUUCAACCAAGUUUUUGCGGCUUGUCUGGGUCUCGUAUAUGUAUACGCCCGUCACAAGUACUUCUGGGGCUAUGCAGAAACUACUGAUGGAAGGAUCACUGGUUUCAAGCUGAGCCUGGGCAUUUUGGCCUUGUUGAUUGUCAUAGCUGUCUUGGGAUUAGCAAGCAGAUUCCUGGAUGAAUACCUGGACCUCCAUGUUGCCAAGAAACUGAGGCAUCCCUUCUAAGGUUUUCUCUUCCCUCCCAUGCUUGCCAAGGCUUUGGCACUCUAAAGACAACGUGAUGUCCUGUGUUA
Molecule: messenger RNA, 577 nt
Organism: Phodopus roborovskii (desert hamster)
Lineage: Eukaryota; Metazoa; Chordata; Mammalia; Rodentia; Cricetidae
Gene: Mgst2
Product: microsomal glutathione S-transferase 2
Exons: 5
Coding region: 66-509 (147 amino acids)
Biological process (GO): leukotriene biosynthetic process
Cellular component (GO): membrane; endoplasmic reticulum; nuclear envelope
Molecular function (GO): glutathione peroxidase activity; enzyme activator activity; glutathione transferase activity
Source: RefSeq, a predicted model, not a curated record